Molecule: messenger RNA, 1545 nt
Organism: Amaranthus tricolor (Joseph's coat)
Lineage: Eukaryota; Viridiplantae; Streptophyta; Magnoliopsida; Caryophyllales; Amaranthaceae
Exons: 11
Coding region: 107-1006 (299 amino acids)
Cellular component (GO): chloroplast
Source: RefSeq, a predicted model, not a curated record
CUACUCAUUCUCCUCUCUAAUAAUUAUCUUCUAUUCUUCUCAUUCAAUUCUUUUCCGACAUCUGAUUUUCUCCGGUUAAGCAGAGGAGAAUAUUUCUCGGAGAAUAAUGGCCGGAGCUCUAAUUUACGUCGCUAUACCAAUUCUUCGGCCACUUUCCUGUCGGAAAAUGCGGAGGAAUUCAUUUCGUGUUAAGGCUUCCACUGAAAUAUCAGAACCGACACUCAAUUCAACCCUUCAUAGUGAUUCUAACAAUGGAGUUUCGACAUCAAACCCUAAAAUUUUGCCGCCUGAGAAUUUCAAGCCACCGGAGCCGAAGCGGUUCGCAAUUAGACCGGAUAGGACUCUGGAUAUUCUUGGCGCUUCUCUAUCUCUCGUGUUUCGAUUGGGUACUGGCGUCUUUGUUAAUGGGUAUUCGGCAUCCCUUGUGUCAAAAGAGGAAAUUCCAUCUGACCAAUAUGCUCUGGAAUUUGCUGGUUUGACGGUUAAGGAGAGCUCAAAGUUAGGUCCUCGCCCCGAAAAGCCUAUUGAGAUAUAUGAGUUUGAAAGUUGUCCCUUCUGCCGAAAGGUCAGGGAAAUUGUAUCAGUGUUGGAUAUUGAUGUCUUGUACUACCCUUGCCCUAGGAACGGGCCAAACUUCCGACCGAAAGCCGUUCAGAUGGGUGGCAAGAAGCAGUUCCCUUACAUGGUGGAUCCGAACACUGGAGUAGCUAUGUAUGAAUCAGAUGAUAUAAUUAAGUACUUAGUCAACAAAUAUGGUGAUGGUCAAGUUCCUCUUUUGUUGUCUCUCGGUUUAUUAACGACCUUGACUGAAGGAUUUGCAAUGAUUGGCCGUAUGGGUAGGGGGCAAUCUUAUACACCAGCAAAAAUGCCAGCUGAGCCGCUAGUAGUGUGGGCAUAUGAGGGUUCUCCCUUCUGCAAAGUUGUCCGCGAGGUGCUUGUGGAACUAGAGUUGCCACACAUUCAAAAAAGGUUUUCGUCUACCACCUUUGGGGGUAAGGAAGUUUAGUGAAGAAAGUAAUGAGAGUGUUCAUGAGUUAAAUUAAAGUGCAUUAUUGUGCUGUAAGUACAAACUUUGAUUCAUUGGGAAUAAUUUACUGAGGUUUCGUUUGAUCUUUCCUUGGGAACAGAGGUGAAUUCUGACUGUUGGACCAUGCUCUAAAGGAAUGCACAAACUUGUUUUUUAAUCAUCUUCUGAAGAUAUUAGAUGUAGUUUUUUGUUUCAGAAGUUUUAACCAGAAUUUGAAGUACAAGUGGUUGAAGUUGCUUGUUUGACUUUCAGAUGUCAAACUUAGAUCAUAUGGGAUGACGUACCAGUUAUGUCUUGCUACUUUGACACGUUUUGGAAUGCCUCAAGUACUUGGUUUAAUGUGUAACUUGUGUUAUGAUACUCGUUCUGAGCUAAAAAUUCUAAUUUUUUUCGUAUUUCUUUUGAGAGUAAAAUGAUAGUGUAGCAGCAGUUAGUUAUUAUUUGGACUUUGGGAAAUACGUUUAUGUUUGUUAUACUUCUAACUACUCAAAGAACAUUCAUAUCUCAUAUAUCUUAUU